Messenger RNA from Anolis sagrei ordinatus, 2563 nucleotides. The record is from RefSeq and is a predicted model, not a curated record. Lineage: Eukaryota; Metazoa; Chordata; Lepidosauria; Squamata; Anolidae.
CUUGUCUUCUCUUUUGCAGGCUCUCCUUCGCACUCGCUUAGCUAUCUCUUCACGGUGGUAUCAGAGCCUGGCCCGGACCUGCCCCAGUUCAUGGUCAGCGGCCACUUUGACGGACAGCUUUUUGCUUUCUAUGACAGCGAGAGGCGGAGUGGGGUCCCCCGGACGGAGUGGAUGGUGGAGAUGGCGGAACUGGACCCCGGAUACUGGGACUGGCUGAACCGGAACGCGAGGAAUGCGGAGCAGAUCUUCAAGUGGCAGAUGGGCACCGUGAUGCGCCACUACAACCACAGCGGAGGGCUUCACACCAUACAGUGGGUUUUCAGCUGCACCUUGAGUGAAGACGGGCUCAAGGGAGGGUCCAAUAAGUUCAGUUACGACGGGAGGGAGGCCCUGAGCUUCGACAAGGAGACCCUGCGUUGGACGGCCAGCGACUCCGUGGCCGAGGGCUACAAAGAGAAGUGGGAGACCGAAGCCGGGCGGACCCAGCGCUCCAAGGUCUACCUGGAGGAGAAGUGCAUCUCCAUGCUGCGCAAACACCUGGAAGUGGGGAAGAAGGCGGCCAGGAAGAGAGUGGCCCCAUCCGUGAAGGUGACCCACAAGCCGGCCAUCGGAGGCCUGGAGACUCUGGUCUGCCACAUCCAUGGCUUCUACCCGAAGGACAUUGAUGCCACGUGGAGGAAGGACGAGGAGGUCCAGGAGCAGGAAACCCUCCGGGGAAAUGUCAUCCCGAACUCAGAUGGGACCUAUAAUACCUGGAUCAGCAUUGAGGUCGACACGAAGGACAGGGACAAGUACCAGUGCCACGUGGAACACGACAGCCUGCCGGAAGGGCCAGGAUCCGAUCUGCAUUUCCCUGUGGAGAUCUGUGGCGCUCCGAUUCUUCCCUGGAUCAUUGUGGGAAGCGUCUUGGCGUUCAUCCUGAUCCUGGUGUUGGUUUUCAUCAUCCUCAAAAUGCGAAGCAGCCAAAACCCUCCAGCGACGAAUUCUGAAAGGCAGGAGAUGAAUCCUCCCCAAAGGAGACGACGUAUUUGCAGCUCCGAUGCAGAAUGACGAUGGUUACAGAAGCUCUCCGAAGCAUCCCAGAACAAAGACUAUUGGGACUGGGAGUUGCACUGGGCUUCCAGAGGAGAUCAAAGGACCACAUCGUCGGCGUAGAUUCAUAGUUGUUGGAAACAGUCCUCCAAAAGUGAUCAUCCUUGGGUUUGAAUGAAAGUUCUGGUUGGGCUCCUCUCUCCUGUGCCAGUCACACUCUGUUUAUAUGAAGGAUCUCAGAUGUGUAAAGUAAUAAUAAUAACAACAAUAAUACUUUAUUUAUCUUCCGCCCUAUCUCCCCAAGGAGACUCAGGGCUAAUCACAGUACACAUACACAGCAAACAUGCAAUUCCAUUUUGGAUAGACAGGACAGAAACAGAAAGAACAGAAAGGAGGUAUGUUGUGGGUUUUUGUAGGUUUUUUCGGGCUAUAUGGCCAUGGUCUAGAGGCAUUCUCUCCUGACGUUUCACCUGCAUCUAUGGCAAGCAUCCUCAGAGGUAGUGAGGUCUGUUGGAACUAGGCAAAAGGGUUUAUAUAUCUGUGGAAUGACCAGGGUGGGACAAAGGACUCUUGUCUGUUGGACCUAGGUGUGAAUGUUUCAACUGAUCACCUUGAUUAGCAUUUGAUGGCCUGGCAGUGCCUGGAGCAAUCUUUUGUUGAGAGGUGAUUAGAUGUCCUUGUUUGUUUCGUCUCUGCUGUUGUGCUGAGGUAUGUUGUGUUGACGUCCUGCUUUUUUUUUGGCACCUUGGAGGUUGUGGUCAAAUCUAGCCACAGACGGGUGCUGUUGCUCCAUCCUCUAUGACAAAGAGCCAUCUGGACUUCCUCCUUCCUUUUGCUCACUGGGCAUUUUCUGAUCUUUUUUCUUUAUAGUUUUGUAAAACAUCUCCCCCACUUGUUUUAGCAGUACCUAAUUUCUCUACUUACAGCUUGAGCCGUUUUCGAACUGCUUAGGUAAACAGUGAACUGGGCUGACAAUCGGGUGCUCAUGCCGACCUGGGGCUUCGAACUUGCAACCUUUUUGUUGGUAUAUCUUAUGAUUUACUAGCUGUGCUAAAGCUCUUGCCAAAGGAAAUUUUACAAGAAAGAGAUAGUGAAAGAAUGGGUUAAACAGAGGGGAGAAGUGAGUGAGAAGAGUGAUGAGUGAAGGAAUUUGAAAGAGACGAGAUGUGGAUAAAGGUGAAGAGAGAUUGAAAUGACUUGACAGAGAUGAGAGGAGGGGAAAUUGUGCAGAAGAGUGUUUUGAAAAAGAUUGUUUGGCUUUGGAAGAAAGAGAAAGAAAGGAGAAACACUAAAUUAAAGUAUGGAGUUGAGGAGGGAAAAAUACAGACAGGAAAGAGGGAAAAGGCUUGAUGGCAUGUGUGUUUGUUUGUGUCAAUCUGACACUAUAAAACCCAUCAGGCAGGAUGGUCUAGUGUGGUACUCUGUUUUUGUAAUUUGUAACCACCCCUUUGUAUUUUCUGCAGAUUACACUAUUGUAUUUUUUAAUGUCAUUUCUAUUUUCUGAUUGAGAAUAGACAUUCAAAAUAUUUGG